Molecule: messenger RNA, 1992 nt
Organism: Rhodofomes roseus
Lineage: Eukaryota; Fungi; Basidiomycota; Agaricomycetes; Polyporales; Fomitopsidaceae
Exons: 6
Coding region: 381-1730 (449 amino acids)
Biological process (GO): intracellular iron ion homeostasis; intracellular copper ion homeostasis; positive regulation of transcription by RNA polymerase II
Cellular component (GO): nucleus
Molecular function (GO): DNA-binding transcription factor activity, RNA polymerase II-specific; copper ion binding; RNA polymerase II cis-regulatory region sequence-specific DNA binding
Source: RefSeq, a predicted model, not a curated record
CUUCAUGAGGUAGUUUCCAACACUCGUUGUGCCGUCAUUCCUCGCACUUUACACUCCAUCCAAUAUGAACGCGUACUGCUGUCAGCACCUUGCGGGUCCUCAGCGGCUUUCACCAACCCUUACUGCACGAUUGGCCACAGCAUUCCCCGCCGGGUGACAAUCAUCACAGGUGCGUCACACUUGUCACGCAAUCUUGCCCGAUGCGCAGCGCUGGUGACGCGUGAUCGCGUACCUCUUCAGUCCCGAGAGGACCCGGGAGACCGCUUUGAUCAUGCCUCCCAGCGUGCCGCUCAGCUACUUAUUGAAGUUAGUCCUCCCCAGGCUCGUCUCGUCCGUCCACUUGUGCCGGGAGAGCGCAACCAGAGAAUGGUCAGUACAUAAUGUCUUGUGUAGCAUACUCACAACCUCAUGUGAAACUGCAGUUCGUGAACGACCAGAAGUUUGCAUGUGAAUCGUGCAUCAAGGGCCAUCGCUCCUCGUCGUGCCAGCAUACCGACCGACCUCUCUUCGAGAUCAAGAAGAAGGGCCGACCAGUCUCCCAAUGUGGGAAAUGUCGGGAGCUACGGAAGACGAAGCGAAUGCACAACAAAUGCAACUGCGCCUCUGGGUCACUGGCGGAAACCCCCGCUCAAAUUCCCCAGGUUGCUGCCUCUUCAUCGAGCAAGUCGCGUCGAUUCAAGCCCAUCGCUCCUGCACUACCCAACGGUCUCAAGAGCCUACCAUCUGAGCUAUCACAGAGUGCGUCGAUUGCCGGAUCCAGCUUCAAUGCAAGCACUUCGAGCUCGUGUGGUUGCGGUGCCCCGGGCUGUCGCUGCCUUCAGGCGGCUAUGCAUCCGUCUGGCGCUGACACAUCGCCUCACCUAGGCCAGCGUUCCGCGAACGGACUGACCGCUCUAGCCGCCGCCGCCGCCAUCUGCUGGACCCACGAACACCCGGUCGUCAACAACGAAACCGGCUCUGCUCAAAUGACGGCGAUUUCUAGUGAUAAUGCUCCUAGACAUGGACAACCAGAGCACUGCGGCACUUUCGCUUCUGACCAACCGCCAAAUUACCUCCCCCAUCGUCCCUCACCCGAACAUUACCCACCACAGCGUAAAAGGCGCAGAUCCGGGUGUGCCGAGGCUGCGUCAACAAGAUCGGCGCACCUACAUACGUUCGACGAACGAGACCUGCAGCUGCCUCCCAUCCGCUAUCCUGGCAUGUCCCACAGCGAAUCUACAUCUCUCCCCGUCUUUCCGCCUAUCCCGCCUCUCAGCGAGAUAGCUUCGUUAGCCGGGUCCGGAUGCUGCUGCGGCGUCGAGUGCACGUGUCCGGGGUGCGUCCAGCAUCGCGGUCCUGUGCACGCAUCUGAGGACUUUCCUGACUGCGAGGACGGGUGUGGGACAUGCGUGGACAACGAGAGCGGGGUCGGGCUACCAUCCCCGGGCGCGGGCUCAUCUUCAUCAAGCGCCAAGCUAGGUCCCGGUACGCAACCGAACUUCAUCGACGCGUUCUUCGCGCGCGCGGCGUCGCUCCCGCUCCCGCCUGCGACGCGUAUGGCGGGCCUGGACGCGAUGAACGUGACAGUAUACCCUUCGACGCUGUUCAGUGGGGGCGUGAGGGAGCGCGAGGAGCGAAGAGCGGCGUUUGGCCUCGUCUCGAUCCCUCCCCUGGAGUGCGGGUGUGCUGGAGGGUGUGGCUGCCCUGCUGGGCGGUGUGGGUGCGGUGAUGGCUGUGCUGGGUGCUGCUGACACGGUCAACAGCGAUGCUUGCGACUCCUCCUCACCUGUAUUAUCGGUUUGCUCAGCGACGACCGUCUUCUCUAUUUCCUUGGGCACAUGACAAGAUCUCUAGCUCUCGGAGAGCCGUGUGUAUUACUAGCGUCUCCCUGUGCACUGUUCUAGCUCUGUCGACGAUGUUGUGCUUGUAUACUCUGUCACUUGCAGUCACUGGAUGCCCGUUUGUUCGACUUUGCACCGGGAACUUGGUUGUGAUUGUGCUAUAGCUGCCCUA